Molecule: messenger RNA, 1109 nt
Organism: Abrus precatorius (Indian licorice)
Lineage: Eukaryota; Viridiplantae; Streptophyta; Magnoliopsida; Fabales; Fabaceae
Product: NAC domain-containing protein 30
Exons: 4
Coding region: 99-1109 (336 amino acids)
Biological process (GO): regulation of DNA-templated transcription
Molecular function (GO): DNA binding
Source: RefSeq, a predicted model, not a curated record
CUUCACCUUAAUUACUCCAACGCAUCUCUCUCUCUCUCCCCCCCUCUCUAUCUCCUUAAUCUUCUUCAGUGCCUGUAGCUAGCAAACUCAACAAGAAGAUGACACUAACCCAAAUUCCUGAGAGAUCAUCAAUAGAUAUGGAAUCAUGUGUACCUCCAGGAUUUAGAUUUCAUCCAACUGAAGAGGAGCUUGUGGGGUAUUACCUCAAGAGGAAGAUAAACUGUCUAAAAAUCGAUCUAGAUGUUAUUGUUGAGAUUGAUCUCUACAAAAUUGAACCAUGGGACAUACAAGAUAGGUGCAAGCUAGGAUAUGAGCAACAGAAUGAGUGGUACUUUUUCAGCCAUAAAGAUAAAAAGUAUCCAACAGGCACAAGAACUAACAGGGCCACUGCUGCUGGGUUCUGGAAAGCAACAGGAAGGGACAAGGCUGUGAUGUCCAAAAACAGAAUAAUAGGAAUGAGGAAGACCCUCGUGUUCUACAAAGGACGUGCUCCAAAUGGAAGGAAAACAGAUUGGAUUAUGCAUGAAUAUAGGCAUCAAACCUCUGAACAUGGCCCUCCACAGGAAGAAGGAUGGGUUGUGUGCCGAGCAUUUCGAAAGCCAAGUCCAAGUCACAGGCAAGGUUUUGAACCAUGGUGUAGUAGCAGUCAACCACACUAUUUCAGAGAUCAAAGCUACACAAGGCCCUUAUCAAUUGCAGACAUUUUAAAUGACACAAAUGUGCUUCAUUCUGCUGAAGAUACAAGUUUUAGUCACUCCUUCAGUUCGGAUCAGCAACAGUUAAUUCUAUCAAACCAAGCUGUUUUGGACAAACAACUCAUUGAGCUUCCACAGCUAGAUAGUCCCACUGCAAGUUUGGCAAUUAAAGAAUGUAACCAACAACACCAUAAUAAUGGCCUAACAAAUGAAGAGUAUUGCAGUGAUGAAAGGAGCAAUAACUGUGCACAACAAGGUAUUGAUUGGAAGAGCUUGGACAACUUGUUUGGGUCACAAUUGACCGAUACAUCUUUUUUUUCACAUCCAAACUUGCCCAUGAUGAUACCUCAUAACCAUGAGCUACAAGCUCAGAAUCAAGCUAGUCACAUCCUAGGAUGCUUUCCUGAUUCAUAA